AUGCAGCCAUGGCUUGUCUUCUAUGUUGAUAUUGACAAUGGCGGGGAACUUACCUUCAUCUAUGUCCUUCCAUUUUCGGCGUUUCGGCGCCUCGGCUGGCUCCGCAGUUUCAAAGUCGAGGAUUGUGCGGAUCUACUAGCUUUCGGAUGCGAACACUUGGUCGAGAGUCGACUGGCUGCCGGCCUGCAUCCGCGUGAUGGAACUCGGUUUCAGCCAGAGAUCCAGUGCCCUAACAUCCAGCCACUCGUCCGCAGCCUCAUCCUGUUGGACGCUAUGCCCACCCCCAUUAGGGGUGGUGGAGGUUGA
Penicillium atrosanguineum is the source of this 306-nucleotide messenger RNA. RefSeq lists its product as uncharacterized. The record is from RefSeq and is a predicted model, not a curated record. Bases 1 to 306 code for a protein of 101 amino acids. Lineage: Eukaryota; Fungi; Ascomycota; Eurotiomycetes; Eurotiales; Aspergillaceae. The transcript is spliced from 2 exons.